AUGAAUUUUGUGAAGGUGUCCCUCGAUUCUUAUCCUGUGAAGUACUACAACCGGACGCAUAAAGUUACGAACACGCUGAGGCUAAAGGGGAUAGGGUUGUUAACCUGGCUGGAAGAGGACAUUAAGCAUUUCUUUAAGAAGUUGGACUUGACAUUUAUGGUUUAUUUGAUACACCAACAGAAUAUUGUCUACGUGGAGUUUUACAAAAAGAAGGACUGCUCCUAUGUCUUCAACCUCUUGAACCACAACCCUCCCAAAGGACAACAGGAACGUAAAACGAACAUCCAGGCGGAGUAUGUAAAUGUGCGGUAUGACAUUAAGGAGGAUUUUCCCACGGUCUAUUCGAGGGAUUUUUCUGGCCUGGUAAAAGGCAUUCCUACCAAGGAAGAUAUAACGGAGACCCACAAUGAGAGCGAAUUCAACAGUCCAGACGGAGGGGGCGAUGUUUCUAUCCAUAGGGACGCUAUCGGUGAAGAUUUCUCCGAAGAGGUAAUUCGGAUGUACGGGCAGGAACAGUGGCUGAAGUAUACGAAAAACGACGAGAUCAACGUGUGCCACUACUUCUGCCGGAGCACGCCGAACAAAAUCUACAAAUCCUACUGCAUCCCGGAUCCGCACCUGUUCUUCUCUCCGAAGUGUCUGGACCGCAUAGGGGUUCUUCUUGAUGGACGCCAACCGAACCAGAUUUCCAUUCUCAAAUGUCACGUGAAUAAGGCCGUCGAGUAUGUCAUCGAGUCGAGACAUAUUUUCCAGGACGAAAUAGCCUUCCUAGUUAUGAAGAACGACCUGCCUAUGUCUUUCCUGGACAUUCGAAAUGAAACCAAAACGAAUCUCAUUGUUGCGAAAAACACCCUCAUUAAGAUAAAGGGAAGAAGGAGAUACGAACUAAUUUUUGGAAUCCCUAAGAAGAAAACGAUUCCAUUGGAGGGAGAGACCAUGCGCCGAAAUGACAGCUACCUAAUUAUCUUCCGCUUCAUUGAUGAACCCAGCGUGAAGAAAAUGCUAACGCAGAAGCACAGAAACCAGAAGGUUAAGGAUGAACCACAGGAGAAAAGUUGUGUCUCGGUAGAUGUUGGAAAAUACGACUCCGACAACAUUGAGAGGACCUAUGUCCAGGAGGUGUAUAACAAAAUAGCUCAACAUUUUUGCUACACCAGAUACAAAUCUUGGAACAACGUAGAAAACAUUAUCAACGAGGAGCAGGAGGGAAACCUCAUCAUGGACGUUGGAUGUGGAAACGGAAAGAACGUACAGGUCUCAUCCAAGUACUUUUUCAUUGGUCUAGAUUUCAGUUGGCACCUUUUGAAGCUUGCUCAGAAAAAGUGGAAUUCCGAUUUGUUCCUGGCCAACUGUAUCAGCAUACCUCUUCGAUCAAACAUAGCCGACCUGUGCAUUUCCAUCGCGGUCAUCCAUCAUAUCGGCACACACGAAAAACGACGGAAUGCAGUGGCUGAGAUGGUCCGAUGUACGAAGGUUGGGGGAAGGGUUCUGAUAUACGUCUGGGCCUACGAGCAGAAGGCGAACGUCGUCGGAAACCGCAAGUUCGAUUCCCAGGACAUUUUUGUUCCCUGGUACCUUCAGCCGCAGCACACCUUGGAAGGCAGUGAAGACGGGAAAGAAGUAGAAUCACCCGAAAGGGAAGUUCUGCAUCCAGCCAAAAAAGAUCUGGAAAAGCUACAGAGAUACUAUCACGUCUUUAGGAAGGAGGAGCUCCAUGACUUGUGUUUAAGCAUCAGUGGGGUCCGCAUCGAAGAUUUCUUUUUUGACAAUAAUAAUUGGGCCAUCCUUCUAAGAAAAGUUGCUUGA
Molecule: messenger RNA, 1806 nt
Organism: Plasmodium knowlesi strain H
Lineage: Eukaryota; Apicomplexa; Aconoidasida; Haemosporida; Plasmodiidae
Product: methyltransferase, putative
Exons: 13
Coding region: 1-1806 (601 amino acids)
Biological process (GO): tRNA wobble uridine modification
Cellular component (GO): nucleus; cytoplasm
Molecular function (GO): tRNA binding; S-adenosylmethionine-dependent methyltransferase activity
Source: RefSeq, a predicted model, not a curated record